AUGGCGCACGGAGGCUACGGCAAGCGCAGAGUUGCCGACCGCCAAGCGGCGGCCGGGAGGCGGCCGAAAUCCCUAGCUGUCGACAAGAAGCCCAAACCCAAAGCGAAGGCCGUUUCUCUCAAAAACCAAAUUCGAUCUAUUGAACGCAUGCUCCGCAAAGAUUUGCCACCUGAAGUCAAAAAAGCACAAGAGAAGAAGUUAGAAGAACUCAAGAAACAACAAGAGAUACACAACCAGCUGGCAGUGGAGCGUAAAAUAUUCUUGCGUAACAGAAAGAUAAAAUUUUUUGAGAGAAGAAAAAUAGAGCGAAGGAUAAGACGUUUGGAAAAACAGCAACGUGCUUCAUCUGGUCAAGCCCAGGAAACUGAUAUUACCCAGCAACUUUCUAAACUGAAAGAAGAUCUUGAAUAUGUUAGAUUCUUCCCGAAGACAGAGAAAUAUGUUUCAUUAUUUAUGGGAGGUGAUGAAACUGAGGUUGUAGAGAAAAGAAAUAAAUUGCGCAGACAGAUUAAGGACAAUCUAAUUAGCGCUGCAGCAAGUGGGAAGGAUCUGGAAGAGACUGGGAGUGAGGAUGAUGGGCUCUUGGAACUAAGUGAUGACGAUUUCUUCUUAAAUGGAAGCUCAAGUGAUGAUGCUGAAGCAGACGAUGAGUGGACAGAUAAAAGCACAAGGGAACAAGCUUCUAGUGCUUCUGGUAAAGCAACAUCCGGGAUGUCCAGUGAUGAAAGAACUCAGAGACAGAUUUCGGCUCGUGCUCUAAUGCCUCCUCCCGGACCAUCUUUCAAGUCAGUUCCUACUUCACUUAAAACUAAAGUCGGAGGAUCUUCAAGUAAGAAGGCAUACAUACGUAAAGCUGAUGUAUCAACAUCCAGCAACACAUCCAACAGCAUUGGUAGAUCUUCGUACAGAAAGAGAGGUCCUGUGGAGUCAAACACAGGCAACAGCGGUAAUCUAAGUUCCAACUCAGACGCUCGAAAACCCAGAAGAAAAAGGAGACCUAAGAAGAAAAAGCAACAAGUUGGGUAG
Molecule: messenger RNA, 1026 nt
Organism: Fraxinus pennsylvanica
Lineage: Eukaryota; Viridiplantae; Streptophyta; Magnoliopsida; Lamiales; Oleaceae
Source: the annotation of a GenBank genome assembly